AACAAUGAGUAAAGCCUUCCUCUCUUCUUUGUAUCUACUCAUAUGCCUCUGUUCCUCUCUUGGUGAUAUUUCCAUCAUCGAUUGACUUUUGGGGCCACGUUAUUUACAACAGAAGUUUUCUCACUGUCUAACUCACUCAUCUUGAAAAUCUUUCUAUGCAAUCAUGCCUAGUCAGGACAGUUAAUCUUUCAUGUUGAAGAUAUUCUGUUUUCAUAAGGUCAACAUGUACCUCACCAGUAUUUACUUUUAUACAGGUUGCUGCUGUGCAGGAGAGAAUGUAGAGGUACCGACUGAGGAGAACAUUUCCGUUAGAGUGUCACAGACAAAGAAUCCCAGGGAAAUCUUGUCUUCCCAGAACAGCCACCCCUGUGAGAAUUGUGGAAUAAUCUUGGGAAACAUUUUCCACGUGAUGGAGCUGCAGGGAACACAACACGGACAGAUACUGUUGAAGUGUGGGGCAUGUGCAACACGGUUUUAUUUCACUGUAAAAUUUCACCAGCAGCAUGUGAGAAAGAAAUCUGUCAUUAGAAGUGUGGACAGAAUCUCACUUGCAAACAGCUGUAAUUUCAAUGUGUCCCAGAAGCGUUUCACCUGCCGGAAAGUUGGGCUGGGUGUCCCUACCGAAUCAGGACAUCGCCUACUAAACGCCCCUCAGACCAGGGACAGUCCAAAUGCUAUUUCAGCUCCUGGGAUGAAGUUUCAAAGGAGACAAAAUUGUUACACUGGGAAAGAAUAUAAGAAAGACAUUAGUUGCACCCAGAUAUUUUUUCAGGAAAAGGGUGUCGAUGUUGGAAAGCGAUGUUUUGUGUACUCUGAAUGUGAAAAAUCUUUUGCAACUAACUCUCACUUUCAUAAUCAUCAGAGAGUUCACACAGAAGCAAAGCCUUAUCAAUGCACUGAAUGUGGGAAAACUUUUACCACUAACGCCAAACUUCGUAGACAUCAGAGAGUUCACACUGGUGAAAAGCCUUAUCAAUGCAGUGAAUGUGGAAAAACUUUUACAAGUACCACGGGUCUCCAAUAUCAUCAGAGAGUUCACACUGGAGAAAAGCCUUAUAAAUGUAUUGACUGUGGGAAAGCUUACACCAGUAGUACUAAACUUUGUCGUCAUCAGAGACUGCACACUGGAGAGAGACCUUAUCAUUGCAGUGAAUGUGGGAAGUCUUUUAUCACUAAAUCGGAACUUCAUUGUCAUCAGAGAGUUCACACUCGAGAAAGGUCUUAUCAGUGCAGUGAAUGUGGAAAAUCUUUUAAAACUAACUCUCACCUUCAUAGUCAUCAGAGAGUUCAUACGGGAGAAAAGCCUUAUAAAUGCUGUGAAUGUGGAAAGUCUUUUACACGUAGCAUUGGUCUCCAGUAUCAUCAGAGAAUUCACAAAGGGGAAAAGCCUUAUCAAUGUAGUGAAUGUGGAAAAACUUUUACAGAUAUCAAGGGUCUCCAAUGUCAUCGGAGAGUUCACACUGGAGAAAAGCCUCAUAAAUGCAGUGACUGUGGAAAAUGUUUUAUUGCUAGGGCUACACUACAAUAUCACCAGAGAGUUCACACGGGAGAAAAGUCUCAUAAAUGCAGUGAAUGUGGGAAAUCUUUUACCCGUAAGUCCUACCUUCAUACUCAUCGGAGAGUUCAUACAGGAGAAAAGCCUUUUAAAUGCAGUGAAUGUGGAAAAUCUUUUAUCACCAGCAGUAUACUUUAUCGUCAUCAGAGAGUUCAUACAGGAGAAAAGCCUUUUAAAUGCAGUGAAUGUGGAAAGUCUUUUAUCACCAGCAGCAUACUUUAUCGUCAUCAGAGAGUUCAUACAGGAGAAAAGCCUUAUGAAUGCACUGAAUGUGGGAAAUCUUUUACCGAUAAGGCCCACAUUCACAGUCAUCAGAGAGUUCACACUGGAGAAAAACCUUAUAAAUGCAGUGAAUGUGGGAAAUCUUUUACUGCUAGGGCUACACUACAAUAUCACCAGAGAGUUCACACAGGAGAAAAGCCUUAUAAUUGCAGUGAAUGUGGCAAAUCUUUUACUGGUAAGUCCUACCUUCGUACUCAUCAGAGAGUUCAUACAGAAGAAAAGCCUUUUAAAUGCAGUGAAUGUGCAAAGUCUUUUAUCACCAGCAGUAUACUUUAUCGUCAUCAGAAAAUUCAUACUGGAUGAAAUCCUUUUAAAUGCAAUGAAUGUGGAAAGUAUUUUAUCACCAGCAGUAUGCUUUAUCGUCAUCACAGAGUUCAUACAGGAGAAAAGCCUUAUAAAUGCUCUGAAUGUGGGAAAUUUUUUACCACUAAGGCCCACCUUCAUAGUCAUCAGAGAGUUCACACUGGAGAAAAGCUUUAUAAAUGCAGUGAAUGUGGGAAAUCUUUUACCUGGAGCGUUGACCUUCAUCAUCAUCAGUGUUCGCACAGGAAAAAAGUCUUAUCAAUACAGUGAAUGUGGGAAAUCUUUUGCAGGUCGCAAUGGUCUCCAAUAUCAUCUAAGUUCUUACAGGCGAAAAGCCUUAUAAAUGCAAUAACUGGGAAAUUUUAUACCAGUAGCACCAACCUUCAUCAUCAUCAGACAGUUCAUACAGGAGAAAAUGCUUAUAAAUGCAGUGAAUGUGGGCAGUCUUUUACAACUAACUCUCACCUUCAUUGCCAUCAGAGAUUUCAUACACGAGAAAGUCAUAAUGAGUGUGAUUAACGUGAGAUAUCUCUGCCUAAUUUGUAAAUUUGCUUUGCACAAAAGAGUCCGAAUGUGAAAAAUUUCUUAAAUGUGUUGAAAAUGUAGUUUCUUAACAAUUAAGAAAUUGUUAUUUGUUAAAUUCUAACAGUGUGAAUUGUUAGGACUUAACAGUUCUAUAAGAAAAUAUGUUGGAGAAACUAAGAUGGCGGCAUAAGUAAACACCAAAAUUGCUGCCCCCUACAACAACUUCAAAAAUACAACAAAAAGACAAAACGGACAUCAUCCAGAACUACAGGA
Molecule: messenger RNA, 2938 nt
Organism: Myotis daubentonii (Daubenton's bat)
Lineage: Eukaryota; Metazoa; Chordata; Mammalia; Chiroptera; Vespertilionidae
Biological process (GO): regulation of transcription by RNA polymerase II
Cellular component (GO): nucleus
Molecular function (GO): DNA-binding transcription activator activity, RNA polymerase II-specific; RNA polymerase II cis-regulatory region sequence-specific DNA binding
Source: RefSeq, a predicted model, not a curated record